CCUUUACUUCCUGGUGCGGAGGAGUAACCCAUCUGUAUGUGGGCCUGAGAGUGUGUGUGUGUGUGUGUGUGUGUGUGUGUUGUGGGCCGGGUCAUGAGACUGCAGGGGUGUGUGUUCUCCUCCUUCAGUAAACUCGCAGCUGAAUCUCUCUCUUCAGCAUCCAGCAGGAGGAAACACGUGUGUCUGCUCUCUCAGUCCGCUACCAUCAUGGCAGAGGAGGCGAAGAAACUGGCCGCUUAUGCCGCCGUGGAUAACCACGUUCAGAACAACCAGGUGGUUGGAGUGGGCAGCGGAUCAACCAUCGUCUAUGCCGUGGACAGACUAGCUGAGAGAGUGCGUCAGGAGAAGCUGAACAUCGUGUGUGUGCCCACCUCCUUCCAGGCUCGUCAGCUGAUCCUGCAGCACGGCCUCACGCUGUCUGAUCUGGACAGACACCCAGAGCUGGACGUGGCGAUUGACGGAGCAGACGAAGUGGACGCAGAGCUGACGCUGAUUAAAGGUGGAGGCGGCUGCCUGACUCAGGAGAAGAUCGUAGCCGGCUGUGCUAAACAUUUCGUCGUCAUCGCAGACUUCAGGAAGGACUCCAAGGCUCUGGGCCAGCAGUGGAAGAAGGGAGUUCCUAUUGAGGUGAUCCCCAUGGCGUACGUCCCCGUCUCCAGGACGAUAGCUAAGCGCUUCGGAGGGGAGGCCAACUUGCGGAUGGCUGUCAGUAAAGCGGGUCCUGUGGUCACUGACAACAGUAACUUCAUCCUGGACUGGAAGUUUGAGCGCGCUGAGAACUGGAAGGAAGUCAACACAGCGAUCAAGAUGAUCCCAGGUGUGGUGGACACGGGGCUUUUCGUCGGCAUGGCUGAACGAGCGUACUUUGGCAUGGAGGACGGAAGCGUGCAGGUGCGAGAUCCUUCAGUCAACUGAGGGGUUUGUUCACAUUCACCGUCGACCCUCCGCUAGAAUGACAUCACUUUACCCACAAGUGCCGUGGUUAUGAUUUUAAAGCCGCUCUCAGUGUUUGGACAGAGCUGCUCCUCCUGCAGACCUGGACUAAACUCUCACACACACAUCUCAGAACACUUGGUUUUUCUCAUCCUGCGUGUGGUGCUUCUGACACUGUGAGUUUUAAAGUGCCUGAUGAGUCAAAUCAAGUGCUUCUGAUUAUUGUUUUUUCUUUGGCCUUCUGACCUCUGGUUUGACUGGAUGUCUGCAGAGCUGCGGUGAAUCAUUGCACCUCUGCAAAAUGAAACUACGGUGUGCCUUGAGAUUAUAUUAUAAGUCCUAUUGAAGUAAUUCUGCUAUUAAAGUUACAUUUAAAAGCGAAUAAUCCUACAUCAAUCUACUUGCCAUCUGCUAGCAUGCCGUAGCUGCAUUGUUAUCAGUCAGAAAGCUCAUAUGCCUUGAAGUCAUUUUGUUGAAUUAGAUCACAGUCAUCUGAACUCUUACCUACAACAUGGAGGAGCUACAUUGUUUUAAUAAAUUAAUUUCAGUCAUUAAUAUGCUAAUUUGAACUGAAAAAGCUCUAAACAUUAAUGAGCUCUUAGGUAAUUUAGGGAGACCCUGUGGUGCAGCAAAGAAGCUUCCAUUAUUUAAUUAUCGUGUUAGCGACACAAUACAGUGUCACUAAGACACCAUAUAGCACAGAGGCAGGCGGUGACGGAUACAGUGUGGAUGCUUCUUGCUUCUAACAGACAUUUCAACACAUGGUUUGACAAAUGCAGCAAAGAACAAAGCGGGUACUAUAAGUAGAAGAUGUCAAAGGGCAGUGAACCUCUCCACAGGAAAGCUUAAAAACCACCAACCAAAGGACAAAGUCUUCAUGUUGAGAGCAUGCACUCCCUGUUUAUCUCUGGAUCUGUUCUUCCUAAAGUGACAGCAGCAUGUUCAACGUUAGUUCCGUGUUUUAGUGUAACUGAAGUAUGUUUUUAUGUAUAAUUUCUGACAUUGAUCCAUGUUCAUCAUCUUAGGCGUUCAGCUACACUUACCAACAUAUUCACAUCAUCCUCACCAGAAGUUGUAGUAGUUGGAGGGUUCUGGACCCCCGUGCAGGUUAAACGGGUGUAAUAUAAGAUGUACAUUUCAGGAUUUCUACCUUUAAACAAACCCAUUCUGUUACCUGAUAUUCCUUCUUAAAGGCAUGUUUAACAGAGCAGGUUUAAGUUUCUGCCUCUAUGUUGAAAUGUGGGAUUUUCACUGCUCGCUGUGGUACGUACUCAUUAUAGGGAAGUUCUUCUCCUUGGCUGUUGAAACGUGUAAUAGCCACUGCUGUCGUGGAACAAUGGUCUGAUUUCUGAGUGAUGAAAGUUUGAGAAAUAGUUUCAGUCUGACUUCUAACAGCUGCACAUUUACACUACAGUCAGCAGAGUUCAAGUCUGCAGCCUCGCUGUUAGACAAACACACCGCUGAAUGUACAGUACCUGUGCCUGAAUGUCACUUGCGUCACAUUUCUCAUGCCUUACAUCAGUCAUCUGGUCGCAGGAAGACUAGUGCCAUCAACUUAAUGUUAAAUAUAGCGGGACGUGCGGGACAUGCCGAGGUAAUGGUGAUGGGCAGUUGUGCUAUAAAAUGGUCAUGCAUAAUUGUUAUGAUGGAGCUCAAAUCUAAACCAACAGCAACAAAAUCACAUGUUAUGCACCUCUGCACACCAAAGCAAUAGAAUAACCAGUUUUAUUUCUUUAUCACAACUUUUAUUGACAUAGCUGAUCAUGUUGUCAGACUCACCUCCAUCCAGUAUCGAUGCUUCAUUUAAUCGAAAAUCUAAAAUACUUAGAAUUUAUUUCCGAAACACUGCUACCCUCUUCCUCUAUAAAACAACAGCAUAUAUUUGGCAGCUCAUCCCUUUUCUUAAAAAUAAAAAGGGUAAGUUGUCUUUACUGUAACUUUACUAUCCAGUACAACCAUAAUUUGUUUUAAAAUGUUGCUAAUUUGUCCUAGAUUUCUUUUAUUGUAAGAUUGAGUUUUUCGCUCUGCUUUUGCCUUACACUUUAUUUUUGUAUGUCUAUGUUUUUGUAUGUUCUGCUCUGAGAGAUUUAAGAUGAUGUAAUCAGGCAAAAGCUAAUUGUCUUUAAACAACUGUGAUUAGGAACAGGGCACUAAAUGUUACUCUGGUCUCAUUCUACUCUCUUAAAAAUGAAAUGGAAGUGACUGAAUUGGAGGAUGAGUUAACUGAACAGAUAAUCUGUGGCCCAGUGUGGCUCCAACUUGUACACCAUGUUAGAACCAGCAUUUCUCUUAUUGCUUUACCAAUUGACUGUGAUGAUGAUUUUGCUGUGAAGGUACUAUUUUCUUUGUCAAACAAUACAGACACAUUAUGAUACCA
Messenger RNA from Eleginops maclovinus (Patagonian blennie), 3310 nucleotides. RefSeq names its product ribose 5-phosphate isomerase A (ribose 5-phosphate epimerase) (gene rpia). The transcript is spliced from 9 exons. Gene Ontology annotation, cellular component: intracellular membrane-bounded organelle. NCBI's taxonomy places the organism in Eukaryota, Metazoa, Chordata, Actinopteri, Perciformes, Eleginopidae. The record is from RefSeq and is a predicted model, not a curated record. Gene Ontology annotation, biological process: pentose-phosphate shunt, non-oxidative branch; D-ribose metabolic process. The coding region runs from base 94 to 915 and encodes 273 amino acids. Gene Ontology annotation, molecular function: ribose-5-phosphate isomerase activity.